AUGUCAUUGAGAGCACCAAAAAUUACUUACAAGGCGUGGACUUAUAAAAACGGUAGCAGUCCAAUCAAACUCGUUGAUGAGACAAUCGAUCUAGUUAAGGGCCCCAAUGGCGAAUACGUUGCCCCUGACGGUAAGAUCUUGGUCAAGAUCAACUAUGCUUCAUUGAAUCCAGUUGAUUACAAAGUUUAUCAAAAGACACCAUGGAUAUUAUCCUUUUACAAUACAAAAAAGGGAUUUGGUAAAGAUUUUUCUGGUCGAGUAUUAUCAGUUGGAGCUAAUGCUCCAACUGAUGUUAAAGUGGGCGAUAUCGUCCAAGGUUUAAAUUGGCCGAUUUAUGGUGGUGGAUCAUGUGCACAAUACUUGUUGGUUAAUCCAGUUUGGUCACCAAUUACUACUGUGCCAACAAAUAUCGAUUUAAUUGAAGCUGCUUCAUUCCCAUUGGUUUUGGGUACUGCUAUGCAAAUGACUCGUGAUAUGAAAUUCAAAGGCAGUAAAGUAUUAAUAUUGGGAGCUGGUACUUCUGUCGGUAGGUAUAAUGUUCAAUUAGCAAGAAUUGGAGGUGCUAAAGAGAUUGUCACUACUAAUUCAAGCAAGACGAGUGAAUUGAUAACCGAGUUAGGAUCUACUUCACAAAUUGAUUAUCAUAAACAUCCAAACUUCUUAUACCCGGUAUUGGAAAGUGUUAAACAAUCAGACAAAUUCGACUAUAUUAUCGAUUGUUGGGGCGGUGAUCAAUUAUUUCCAGAAAUUGACUCUAUAAUUAAGAAAGGUGGUAUUUAUUAUACUAUAGUUGGUGAUAGUCCAGGAGUUGGAUGGGAUGCCAUCGUAGGAACAGCUAAAGCAAGAAUUAGAAUGAUUGGAUCGAGAUUAGGAUUAAUCAAGUAUCAUUAUACCAUUGGAUUACUUAGUUCAAACAGAGGUAAUAGAGGGUGGAUUAAUUUAGCCAGAGAUUUGCUUCAAGAAGGAAAAUUACAAAUUUUUGUUGAUUCAGUUUACCCAUUUGAUGAAUUGCAUGAAGCUAUCGAUAAAUUGGAGAAUGGUAGAGCCCAGGGCAAGAUUGUUUUGGAAGUUGCAAAACCAAAUGAGGAAAACCACAAUCCAUUCAAAUAA
Molecule: messenger RNA, 1110 nt
Organism: Lodderomyces orthopsilosis Co 90-125
Lineage: Eukaryota; Fungi; Ascomycota; Pichiomycetes; Serinales; Debaryomycetaceae
Exons: 1
Coding region: 1-1110 (369 amino acids)
Cellular component (GO): mitochondrion
Molecular function (GO): oxidoreductase activity
Source: RefSeq, a predicted model, not a curated record